Molecule: messenger RNA, 1256 nt
Organism: Colletotrichum navitas
Lineage: Eukaryota; Fungi; Ascomycota; Sordariomycetes; Glomerellales; Glomerellaceae
Product: family 61 glycosyl hydrolase
Exons: 1
Coding region: 175-1023 (282 amino acids)
Source: RefSeq, a predicted model, not a curated record
UCAUCACAUCGGUGUCAUUCUUUCCCUGUACUCCAAGUCUCUCCCUUGUUGGCUGUGCCAUACACUCUUUUGACGAACUAGACGUUCGAUCACGCUCCCUUAAGCACAACCUCGAUUCACUUCUAAACCACCAAUCUUCUUCUUCUCGCCAAAAACCCCAUCACAGCUUCCAAGAUGCGCUUCUCUUUCACUGCCGCCACUCUGGCUGCCCUCGUUGGCUACUCCUCCGCCCAUACCAUGGUUGUCGACAUCCACGUCAACAGCAAGAAUGUUGGCGAUGGUCGCUCCCUGAACGGCCAGGGCUCUAAGCAGUACAUCCGCAGCCCCCCCAAUAACAACCCUGUCAAGGACCUCAAGAGCGCCAGCAUCGUCUGCAACGUCAACGGUGGUAAGGCUGCGAAGGAUUUUGCCCCUCUUGCCGCUGGUGACAAGGUCGCGUUUGAGUGGUUCCACAACACCCCCGGUGACGACAUCCUCGACGCUUCCCACAAGGGUCCGGUCAUCACCUACAUCGCUCCCUUCACUGAGGACGCCGGCACUGGCCCCAUCUGGACCAAGAUCAGUGAAGAGGGCUUCUCCAACGGCAAGUGGGCUACUGACAAGCUCAUUGCCAACAAGGGUGUGUCCGGAGACAUCACGAUUCCCGCGUCCCUCAAGGCCGGCAAAUACCUCCUCCGACAAGAGAUCAUUGCCCUUCAUGAGGCCGAUACCACCUUCGACGUCAACCCGGCUCGCGGAGCUCAGUUCUACCCCUCCUGCGUCCAGGUCGAGAUCUCCGGUACCGGUUCCGACGUUCCUCCCCAGAAGUUUGACUUCAACACCGGCUACACUUACGCCGACACCGGUAUCAAGUUCAACGUCUACGGCGCCGACGGUUCUACUUACAAGAUUCCCGGCCCCGAGGUCUGGACGGGAGGUGCCGGUUCUAGUUCCGGCUCUGCCCCCGCCCCCGCCCCCUCUGAUCCCGACACCGGCUGCAAGAGCCGCCGCUCCCUCAAGGAACGCCGCUCUGCUCACUACUAAACGCAGUCUGAGACUACGCAGUCAUUGCUUGGUCUUAUGCCAUUGAUGAUGGUCUCAUGCGUCAAGAUGGGAGUUGUUGUAUAUUUCACCUGACACCAGAUGUGCAAUCCCGACUUAUUGCGUCCUGCCUGGUGCAUGGUUUUAGAAACAAGAGCUUCUGGCUGAGCUCGGUUUCAGAAUCUGCAUUCUUGUAUAUAGUACCUUGAAUAGCAUUAAGCCUGCAUAUAUCCUGA